AUGGCGUAUGGCGAAAGUUAUCGAAGUAGAGGGUAUAGAGGCGACCGCGGUGCUGGCUACUACGGCGAUUCAUCUUAUCGAAAACCUCACAGUCAACGAGAUGACCAUGGUUCUUCGCGAAGUCGACUCGACGACACUAGGAGGAAUUAUUCUCCGAGCAGUGGUAGUGGUGGCUUUCCAAGUGAUGGCUUCAAUCGACGAUAUGCCAAUAAGGGCCGAGGAAGCACAUAUGAGAAAGAAGAUUGGUCAUAUAGAGAUAAAAGGCGAUGGCAUCACUCUGGUGCUGGUGUAGGUGCCAGUGGUGCUUUAGCUAACACGUCAGGAAAAGCCACACCUCUAACAAAUACCAGUGAUCGUAACUCACUGGAUGCAGUAUAUAGCGGUACAGAUACCAAGACAGGAGUUAACAGGACUGAUUUAGAGUUCACCAAAUUGGCGCAUCACACAGACUUUACCAAUGCAAUUACCAUACUGAAUACAGAUUCGAGUACCCCUAAUAAUUCUAGUUCCAGUUCCAGUUCCAGUUCCAAUUCCAAAAACUACAAAGUGCUCUACGACCCAGAACUCGAUACUUCCCUAAGCAAAGCUGAAAGAAAAAUGAAAUCAAAGAAAUUGAGGUUUAAUGGAGAGGGGGUUCCCACGGACCAAUUGGUGGAUCCAAGAAUUGCCAAUUUGAGUCAUUACCUACUGAAACCUAAUAAAAAGUCCAGCAAGUUUCCAUUUAAACAACUACCACAAGCUCGAUUUAUCUACGAUUCAGAUUCCUUAGGGCCGGCUCCACUUACAACUUUAGUGAUUUGGGAUUUACCGAUAAGUGUCAAUAUGCAGUAUUUGAAAAAUUACCUAGGCACGUAUGGUCUGAUUGAAAAUAUAGAGAUUAUCAACGACCCGAAUACGGCUGUUCCAUUAGGGGUAGCUACGUUUAGAUUCAAAGGAACGCCAGAAAAGUCUAGUGACUUGGCUACUAAAUUUGUUGAGCGAGUUAAAAUAGAGCUCAUCAAAAUCAAUGGCAUUGCAUUAAAAAUUGGACUUAAUGACUCGGAGGAUACUUUACUUAAUCAAAAAGUGAACAUUGCAAGAGGUAAAAUCAUUAAUCAACGAUUGAAGAGGGAACAAGAAGAAGAAAAAAGACGUCUUAAGUUACAAGAAGAACAAAAGAAACAGGAGGAGAUUGCGAAAAAGGAAGCAGAGAUUAAAAAGCAACAGGAGAUUGAAGAGGCCAAGAGACGAGCAGCUGAACUCAAAUACAAACCCAAUACAACGUUGUUGUCGUCUAGGCACGAUCAUAAAGUCGAAGAAGGGGUAUUUUUGCCCAACGAAUUGACCAAAUACAUAAAGAAUAGACCUUAUCUACUUAUCAGAGACAAGUACGUUCCAACAAAAAAAGUUUCAUCACAGGAAAUAAAGAGAACGUUAAAGAAAUACGAUUGGACCAGAGUCUUGUCUGACAAAACAGGGUAUUAUGUGGUUUUCAACUCAUUAAAGGAGUGUAUCAAAUGUUUUGAACAAGAAGAUUGCAGAAAAUUAUUUGAAUUUCGAUUAGUGAUGGAGUUGGCAGUUCCCGAAGGGUUUGAAGAGUCGCAGCGAGGCAAUGACGAAGCUGACAAUGACAUUAUCGAGGAGGCAUCGAAUGUUCUUAUCAAAGAAUUUGAAUCAUUUUUGGUGAAAGAUAUAAGAGAGAGGAUCAUUGCACCUCAUAUCUUGAAGCUUCUUGAUCAUUCCAACUACCCAGCAUUAGUUGAAGAGUUAAAAGCAAAGGAGCAGCAAGAGGCAAAGGCCAAGAUUGCGGCAACUUCUAAUGCUUCGUUGAAGCUCAACGCCCUCUCGUUAUUGGAAAAGCAAAAGCAGAAUUUGAAACCGAAAACGAAAUAUUUCAAACAAGUUGAAGAUCGAUUCGGUAGUCGCAAGCAUGGAAAGAAGGGGGCUAUCAUACCAAUGCAACAUGCACUUAAUGAUGAUGAUGACGAUGACGACGAUCAUGAAGAUGAAGAUGACGAUGAUGGCGGCGAAGGUGCAAGUUCUGAUGAAGAUGAAAUUACAAGUGGAUCGGCCACACCAAUGGUCCGAGAACCUUUAAAAAGAGUACAUAGCUCUUCUGCAACUAGCAUUGUUGAUGAGUUUGAGGUUGGAGAACCGGAGAGGAAAAAACAUAAGAAGCUGAGAAAAGAGAUGAGCACAGAAAGUGAUGACGAAAUGGAAAGUAUUAGUGGAAAGAACGAGGAGGAUACAGAGGACGUAGAAAGGGUCAAGAAAGAAGAGGAGGAUGAGGAGGCGGAGAAAAAGGAGAAAAGUACAGAGGAACAGGAGCCGAUGGAUGCCGAGAUGGACGACGUUGAUCAAAUGUCAUUGGAUUCUAAGUACAGGCCGACCGAAAAAAGACCUCGCACAGUUUACCCAGAGACCACUAUUCCAGACACGGUGGAUUUACGCUGUCUCCAAGAAUUUAUCAAAGACGCAGAGGAUUUGGAAUUUGCUCAAAGUAUAUUAGGUGAUGUAGAUGUGAUGGACUCAGAUGUACCCGUAUUGAAAAAUAUUGAAUAUUGGGCUUGGAAACAAGGUAAGAAUACCAACGAGUCUGAAGAAAUUGUUGAGCGGGACGAAGGAUUUAUUGAUGAUGAGCAAGAGGCAGAGGAAAUUGAAGAAGAACCUGAAGAAGAGUUACCUGCACAUUUAGAGUCAGCUUCAGGAUGCUUCAAGAGUGAGGGAUACAAGAAGAUUCCCGAUGAAGAUAAAAACCAUUACUUGCCACAUCGUAAGAGAGCAGAUAAAUUCAUCAAGACUGUGCAAUAUGAAGAGGACGACGAUGAGAAAGCUACCGAGGGUAGCCACAGUAAUAACAACAGCAAUAGCAACAAUAGCAAUAGUAUCAAUAAUGGUAGUAGUAGUACUACUACUAAUAAUUCCAACAGCAACACCAAUGCGGCACAAAGCUCACGUGUUAACCGUGCCAAUAAUAGAAGGUUUGCUGCCGAUAUAACUGCACAGAUUGGAACAGAAUCCGAUGUAUUGAGCUUGAAUGCGCUCACCAAAAGAAAGAAACCAGUUACAUUUGCGCGGUCUUCGAUUCACAACUGGGGUCUUUAUGCAAUGGAACCUAUUGCAGCCAAGGAGAUGAUUAUUGAAUAUGUUGGCGAAAGAAUUCGUCAACAAGUUGCUGAGCAUAGAGAAAAGAGCUAUUUAAGGACUGGUAUCGGAUCGUCAUACUUGUUUAGAAUCGAUGAGAAUACGGUUAUCGAUGCAACGAAAAAGGGGGGUAUUGCUAGGUUCAUUAAUCAUUGCUGCAGUCCAAGCUGUACAGCGAAAAUCAUCAAAGUUGAUGGUAAAAAGAGGAUUGUUAUUUAUGCGUUGAGGGAUAUUGAGGCGAAUGAGGAAUUGACAUAUGAUUACAAAUUUGAAAGAGAAACGAACGAUGACGAACGUAUAAGAUGCUUGUGCGGUGCUCCAGGUUGCAAAGGGUUCUUAAAUUGA
Messenger RNA from Lodderomyces elongisporus, 3468 nucleotides. RefSeq names its product histone methyltransferase (gene SET1). Gene Ontology annotation, molecular function: histone H3K4 methyltransferase activity; RNA binding; protein binding. The record is from RefSeq and is a predicted model, not a curated record. Gene Ontology annotation, cellular component: Set1C/COMPASS complex. NCBI's taxonomy places the organism in Eukaryota, Fungi, Ascomycota, Pichiomycetes, Serinales, Debaryomycetaceae. Bases 1 to 3468 code for a protein of 1155 amino acids. The transcript has a single exon.